Rubroshorea leprosula is the source of this 827-nucleotide messenger RNA. Lineage: Eukaryota; Viridiplantae; Streptophyta; Magnoliopsida; Malvales; Dipterocarpaceae. The record is from the annotation of a GenBank genome assembly.
AGGUUCUCUGUAAGUAGCAAUGCCUUCUUUUAGCAAAUUCCUGAGUGAUUCAGAUGUGAAGAAACAAAUGGCAAUUGAUAGCAACUUUGUCCAGCAUCUUCCGCAGUCCAGAAGAGGGGCCACGGUACAUUUUCCGGUCGUGGACAUAAGCUCGGGAACACUUUGGAAUUUUGGGUAUUAUGUUCGUAUGAAAGGGCACCUGAAACCAGCUUUUCAAGGUGGCUGGCAUAAUUAUCGACGCCACAAAGGCCUCAAAGUAGGUGAUAAAAUAAUCUUUUGGGCAGAUCGUGGCCGCUACAGAAUUAAAGCACUUAGGAAAAUCAAACUGUUUGGUCAAGAAAUGUAUGGAGUACUGACAUGAAAAAGCAGCUGGUUGAUGCUUUUGAUUUGUGAAUUUUGAUCGUGGCAGCGUAAGUUAUCUUGUUAUGUUUUGUAGGGUUGUGUCUGUUUCCAGUUGUGGUUUUUGCUUUGUGAAUUGUGAUAUUGUGGCAGCUUAAGUGAGGGUAUCUUGUUAUGUUUUGUAUAUUGUGUCUGUUUCCGGUUGUGGUUGGAGUUGGAUAAAUGUCAUGUUUGAAAUCUGGUUGUUUGUUGGGUUUGAUAUGAUGUGUAAUAGCAUAUAUGAUAUUUCUAUGUUAUAAUUUUACUCUCUUUUUUUUUUUCUUUGUUUGUAAUCAUCUUCUUCUGGAAAAAAGCAAAGACAGCAAGAUCAUUGAAACAGAGUUCUCUGCUGUGUUUUCCAAACUUGAAUCCUGCUUGGAAUAACAUCAGCAUCAUCCGGGAAAGAGUUGUUUUUGAAUUGCACAUCUCAAUAAAAUUUCAAUUAAACU